Aspergillus alliaceus is the source of this 1336-nucleotide messenger RNA. RefSeq names its product putative proline racemase. Gene Ontology annotation, molecular function: hydro-lyase activity. The record is from RefSeq and is a predicted model, not a curated record. The transcript has a single exon. Lineage: Eukaryota; Fungi; Ascomycota; Eurotiomycetes; Eurotiales; Aspergillaceae. The coding region runs from base 72 to 1259 and encodes 395 amino acids.
AGACUUCCACAUCCAAAAGAUACAUUAACUUCUCUUCAGCCCAGUUGGAAACAAUAAUAUACGUAAUAGAAAUGGACGUAUUCAGCUCGCUGCAGGCGCACAGCCGUCAAAUCCAUUGCAUUGAUAUGCACACCACCGGCGAGCCAACCCGAAUCAUCUACUCGGGAUUCCCCAACCUCGAAGGCUCACUUCUUUCUAAGCGUGACCAAGCCAAGAAUCUCUACGACGAUAUUCGCAAGCGUUUGAUGCUCGAACCCCGUGGUCACGAUGGGAUGUAUGGUGCCAUCAUUAUCUCCGAGACGGAGUUAGUAUUGGCUGGGGAAGCUGAUAUUGGGGUCCUGUUCACCCAUAAUGAGGGGUACUCCACUAUGUGCGGACAUGCCACCAUUGCGCUGGGCCGAUUCCUGGUUGACACCCACGAUUUGAAUGUCUUUCCGAAAAGGGAGACCUUGCAGUUUGAUGCAGACAGCCAAAGUGUUAAAAUUAACCUUCACACCCCGUGUGGGUUGAUAAGGGUUACCGUGCCUACUACCCCAGAAGGGAAGAAGUCCGAUCCUUCGCGGUUGGUGUCGUUUCUAUCCGUGCCUUCAUUCGCACCAGCUGUCCAGCUUAGAAUCCCCAUUUCACCGGAGAUUCGCUGGCCCGAGCUCGGGACAAAGGACUCUAUCGUGAUAGAUCUCAGUUACGGAGGCGCAUAUUACGCUCUCGUCGAUAUUGAAGAGCUCGGCUUCAAAGGCUUGAAGGACGUGGACCUAGAUGCCACUACGCGGUGUGUGCAGAAGUUGUUGCCCUAUCUCCGAACCAACCCGGAAAUUAUUUCCGCCAUCCAACACCCAGAGGACCCACGUCUCUCGUUUCUCUACUCUGUGAUGAUUGUGGACCCGAAAGCGGGCGUCAAGCCUGAAGGUGUUGAGGGCAUAGAGACCGGGCUUUGCUACUUUGCUGGGACCCAAAUCGACCGCUCGCCCACAGGAUCCUGUGUCGCAGCGCGUGUGGCCUUGGCGUACGAGAAGGGCUUAAGAAAACCUGGGCAGAAGUGGGCGUAUAACUCUCUGGUGUCUAAUAAUUUUGGGACUGGGGCGUUUACCGCUGAGAUCGUUGAUGAGUCUUCCAUCACUGAUGCCCAGGGUAAGCGUAUUCGCUCUGUGGUUGUGAAGGUUGGAGGACAGGCAUUCUACACUGGAGCGAUGACGUUCGCUGUGGAAGACGGAGAUGCGGUAUCAAGUAGUGGGUUUACGAUGUCUAGUGUAGUCUCAUGAUUUGACUCAGUGUACUCAUAUCAGUCACCUUGGCUUCGGACGUUAAGAUCGAGUCCCUGUGUAUCUGUGCAUCUGAG